This is a messenger RNA of Dracunculus medinensis (Guinea worm), 816 nucleotides long. Lineage: Eukaryota; Metazoa; Nematoda; Chromadorea; Rhabditida; Dracunculidae. The record is from the annotation of a GenBank genome assembly.
UUGUCUUUUCCAUGUAAGAUUUGUUUCACUAGCCCUUUUAACGCCGGAUGUUCUGGUUCCACAACAUCCGGCGCUGUUCCAGUACACCAGUACCCCACUUGUCAUCAGACCUGGUCUGCUUUCGGUGCGGUCCUUGUUGCGACCUUGUUAUAUACCAACAAUGCCUUGUAUGCUCGAAUGAUUUAUGGUACUGAAUUUGCGGAUCACUUAUGGGGUUUACCUGAACCAAAUAUAAAUCGGCCAUCGCUCGAUGUCGCUAGUGUUUGUUUAGUUAGAGUAAUCACUUUAUUUUUCAUUACUUCAGCAAUUUUAAGAAAUAGUUCGACGAAAUCCUGUAUCAUUGAAGAAGAAGGAUAUAAGUGCUAUCAACGUCGUCUUCGAAAUAAUCAUCAGUUCCAACAGUUGCUAUUGGCUAAAGAUAAUAUUUUAAAUAUAUGCAUAAGAAAUGUGAAACGAUAUCACCAUUGUCAAGCGCAAGAUAUAUCUACACUGAGAUCUUGUUUAUGCAGCUCAAGAGAAGAGCUCGAAAAUCGACUUCAAGCAUCCGUACUGAGGUGCGUUCGUCAAUCUGAAUACUUGCCUGGUUUCAUCUACCACCUUAUCAUUGACACAGGAUCUAAAAAUCUAAAAUCCAAAGAGUUAUCACCUAGUUUCUCUUCGCGCUUUCAUGAACGGCCAAAUCGGCCGCAUCGACCAAAAGAAAUUAUUCGAUCAAUUAAAACGACAGCAUCAAAACCUAAAAAAGCAGAGGAUCUAGAGAUUGUAACAGGUAAAAUUUGUUCAUUUCGACUAAAAAAAAGAUAUGAAUAUCGCUAG